CAACUGUGAGACAGAAGAAAGAAAAGUCAGGUUUUGCUUCCUGUUUUUCAAAGGAAAUAAGGUAUAGAUCAGAAGACGGGUCAAAUUCUUUCUUUGCAAAGACAAAGGAACCUGAAAAGCUGUAGUUUCCCGUUUAGAUUUAGGUAAUAGCAGCCAAUCCACUAAGAGCAGAGACAGAAGGCUGCUUUCAUUUUCACUCCUUUUCCUGCCCAGAGAGCCUCAGCAGCAACAGCCGACAAGACAUCACCCCAAGGUCCGGCCCUACGACAAAACGGGGAUGGCCGGCAAUAGGGUGAACGACUUUAUUGAGGACUUGAAGGGAAAGAAGGUGUUAACAAAGCAAGAGUUACGUGCAUUAGGGAAAAGAGUGGACCUCAUCGUGGAUAAGACUGAAGGCCUGAUUGAUGGUCUCAAUGAGAAAUCGGGAAUAGUAGGAAAAAUGUUAGUGAAAAGUAUCUUCGGUCCCAAAGGCGAGCUGGCUUUAGAAAUUCUUGAUGAAAUUGAGAAUUAUGACUCUGACAACAGCGGGUCAUAUUCCUCUUCGACAGAAUAUGAAGAUGAAAGUGAAGAAAAUGAAGAAAGUGAAGAAAAUGAAGAAAGUGAAGAAGAGGAAAAUGCUGAGUCAUCCCAGGAAAUGGAUCCCCCGAUAGUAGAAGACACCAAACCUGCUGGCUCAUGUGAACCCUCAAACUUCACUGAGGACAAGAAAUCACCCCAAGAUCUGGUCAAUGACAAAAAGGGGAUUGCCCAUGGCAUGCUUGGUACCUUUUUUGCGGACCUGAAGGAAAAGAAGGUGUUAAAAGAACGAGAGAUACAAACACUAGGGGAAACAGUGAAUGUCAUUGUGGAUAAGACUGAAGGCCUAGUUGGUGAUCUCACUGAGAAAACUCAAAUGGUGGGCAAAAUGCUAAAAAACCAUUUCUUCAGUUCCAAGAGCGAGGCGACUAUAAAAAUUCUUGAUGAAAAUGAGAAGGAUGAAUCUGGCAAAAUCAAGUCAUUUUCUUCCUCAACAGUUUUUCAGGUAACCCAGGCUUCCCAAAUCAAUGUGCUGAAGCUUUGUCCUUGUAUCCAUUUUAAGGAACCAAAGACAAUAAUGGCACAUGAGAUCUAUCCAGUGAUGGAGAAGAAGAGCCGAAUGCGCCUGGCUCUCAUCAUUUGCAAUAGAACAUUCGAUUAUCUUUCUGAGCGAGAAGGCUGUGAAAAUGACAUUUCGGGGAUGCGAGAUCUGCUGGAGAACCUUGGAUAUUCAGUGGUUAUAAAGGAAAAUCUCACCGCUCAGGAAAUGAAGGUCGAGCUGAAGCACUUUGCCGCCCGCCCAGAGCACCGCUUCUCAGACAGCACGUUCCUGGUGUUCAUGUCACACGGCAUCCUGGACGGGAUCUGUGGGACAAAGCACAGGGAGGAAGAGCCAGAUGUCCUUCACGACGACACCAUCUUCCAGAUUUUCAACAAUCGCAACUGCAGGAACCUAAAAGACAAACCGAAGGUCAUCAUCAUGCAGGCCUGCCGAGGCAAAGGCAACGGGGCCGUCUGGGUGACAGAUGUGGGCGAAGCCUGUGCAUGGCCGGAAAACCAGCCCUCAGCACCCUACAUCUUCAGUGAUGCCGUACAAAAGACCCAUGUGGAGAAGGACUUCAUCGCUUUCAAAUCUUCGACUCCACAUAACGUUUCCUGGAGACUGAACACAGAUGGCUCUGUCUUCAUUUCCCAUCUUAUCCGCUACUUCAAAAUGUAUUCUUGUUGUCAUCAUUUGGAGGAGAUUUUCCGAAAGGUUCAAUAUUCAUUUGAGACUCCAAAUAUAAUUACCCAGAUGCCCACGAUUGAGAGACUCUCCAUGACACGAUAUUUCUACCUCUUCCCUGGGAAUUAAAACUCAUACACAGCAUCUCAGUCUUAAUGUCUCUCAAGGACCUACCUACUGAGUGGAAGAUAUUUAGUUCUGAAGCUUGCACAAAAAAACCUGGAUGUUCAUAUACAGCUGGCGUGAGGCGUCCUCCCAGAGAAGUCAGUUUGGCUGAGUUUCAUUCCUCCUGUGUUUGUGAUGAGGACUGCCUGUACCAGUGUCAGUUGGAGGCUGCUGGGUGUGCACCAAGGCAAUGAUACCCUAGUGCGGACCUCCCCCUCUGGGGGUGACAGGCCCAUAGCCCUUUUGUGAAGGCACAACUCAUGGUAGGCAUCAGUUCUGCUUAUGCCUUACCUCCUAUAACCCCUUUCUUUAUGUUUCCUUCUCUCUACUUUUCCAGGGAAACUGGGCCAUUAUGUACUCGACGAACCUACUACUUUAAAAGGGCAAUGUCUGCUCGUGAAUAUUUUUAUACGAAACUUCCCAAAUUCCCACCUUCAACCAAGGCCAAGUGAAAAUCAAUGCCAUAUUGUUGCUGAGUUAGUACUUACUACAUUUUUAAAAAAUUUUGUUUGUUUUCUCACGUUACUGUAAGGGUAAAACAUUUUUGUUGCAAAACAAAGUUUAAGUAUAGAAAAACAUUUAAAAAAUAUUUAAUGAAUAAGUGAUUACAUUAAUAGGUGUCCUGGUAUUAGGCAAAGAUCAUAUUCUCAGGAUAAACUCUUCUCUGUUAUAAAGGAUCAUUCACGUACUCUCCAUUUGGAAGACUAUUACUAACAUUUGACUUGGGACAUUUACAUUAUAGACUGAAUUCUCAUUUAUUUUGACUCGUUUCUAACUUGGCCAUAGGAUAUUUUGAUAAUAUUUUUUAAUGAACUACAAGUAGUAUUUUUUUUUUAUUCCUAGAAUGUGAAAAAUCUUUGUCCCUGAGUUCACUUAUGAGUUCUCCUAAAAACAUACACAAAGGCCAGUGUGAAUUUAUUUCUUAGUAGUAUGUUUUUUAUUAUCAAAAUGUUGAUUUUUUUUAAAAAGUACCCAUACAUAUCUGUAUUUGUAUACUCAUUAACUUUCAAACUAUAGAUGAAAGCCAAUGUGUAUAAUCACUAAAAAAACAAAAACAAAAACAAAAAAAAACUUUAUUUUGUUUGAAUCUUGAGAACAUGGAGAUUAUGUAAAAAUAUCCCUUUAGAACUGAAAGUGACAAAGAGGGAAGUGAAAAUCAAGUUCCAUGAAAUGAUUUAUGUUCUCUCUCUUCCAUCCUGUGGUCUUACUUCCUCUCUCUCUAUAUACACAAACUCACAGAUGAAUUUAGAAAGCUAACUGUGUAAGAUACUCUAUGACCUGCACUUGUGUUGAUUCAAAAUUACCAUCUAGGAUUAAAGGGAGAUGUGAAGCAUCAGUAAUAUACAUAGCCUAAGCUUAAGAGGGUGGGGGAAGGAGAUCAAGGGCUGACUGGGGGCUGGGUAGUCUCCUUCCUGUCCCUUUUCACUCAGCCCCUUAUAUUCGGAAGGUCACAUCUCCAGCUGUUGGAGCUACAGCUCUUAAGGUCAAAAAAAGUGCAGCCUAGUCAGCAAGAAAGAGGAAGAACCAGCAGACACAGGCCCCCUCCCUUUCAGGAAGUCUUCUCUUCCUCUAAACCAAGAACCACCACUGGGUCCAAAGUAACAGCUGCGCAGAAGCUGAGAAAUGAAGUAUUUAUUCCAUGUGUCAAAUUCCUAGCAAAAAAACCCUGGGAGUUUCUCUUAAGAAAUGGGGAAAAAGCAGAUAUUGGGUCCCUUUGACUGUCUCUGCCCGAGAUUGCUUCCACAUUUGAUGGCUGCCUAAUACUGAAUUAAAAAAAAAAUCUUAAUGUUUA
This is a messenger RNA of Prionailurus viverrinus (fishing cat), 3698 nucleotides long. RefSeq names its product caspase-12-like. Gene Ontology annotation, biological process: proteolysis. Gene Ontology annotation, molecular function: cysteine-type endopeptidase activity. The transcript is spliced from 13 exons. The record is from RefSeq and is a predicted model, not a curated record. NCBI's taxonomy places the organism in Eukaryota, Metazoa, Chordata, Mammalia, Carnivora, Felidae. Bases 278 to 1870 code for a protein of 530 amino acids.